Messenger RNA from Schistosoma guineensis, 2784 nucleotides. NCBI's taxonomy places the organism in Eukaryota, Metazoa, Platyhelminthes, Trematoda, Strigeidida, Schistosomatidae. The record is from the annotation of a GenBank genome assembly.
AUGGAAUAUAUAUUCCUAUCUUACCCACCGAACCUUACUCGUUCUCUUCAAAUUUAUAAAAUAUGCUCACUUGUUUGUAUAAUUUUCAUCACUGUCAGGCUUUGUUAUUGCGCUACAAACAAUCAAACUAUACCAAAACAAAAUGUUCCGACCACACCUGAGCUAUCUGACUUAUCUCAUAACAAAAGAAAAGCACUGUAUACUCCAUAUUGGGCUGUAGAAAUCAAAGGAGGUGAAAAGGCUGCGCGUGCUAUAGCCGAAAAAUACGGAUUUCUAUAUCUUGGAGAGAUUUUACCUGGAAUUUAUCAUUUCAAGCAUAAUCGUAUUUCCAAAAGAUCUUUGAGACAAAACAAUUAUUAUCAUGAUCAAUUAGCUAAUGAUGAACAGGUAGUGUGGUUAGAACAACAAGUUGCAAAGGUUCGAGUUAAACGAGAUGUGUACGUUCCAGUUAAAGAUCCGAAAUGGCCUCAGAUGUGGUAUUUAAAUCGUGGAGGUCCUGGUGGUCUUGAUAUGAAUGUUCAAUCAGUUUGGGCACGUGGUUAUGCAGGUCAAAGUGUCGUGGUUACUAUUCUAGACGAUGGUUUAGAAACAGAUCAUCCAGAUUUGAAAGAUAAUUACGAUCCAUUUGCAUCAUAUGAUGUGAACAGUAAUGAUGAUAAUCCAGAACCUCGUUAUUUAACAAGAGAUAAAAGUAAUACCAACCGUCAUGGUACUCGUUGCGCUGGUGAAGUGGCUGCUGCCGCAAAUAAUAGUGUAUGUGGAUUAGGUAUAGCUUAUAAAGCUCGUAUAGGUGGCGUACGUAUGUUAGAUGGUGAUGUGACUGACGCAAUGGAGUCACGUUCAUUAAGUCAUCAGCUACAACAUAUUGAUGUAUAUUCUGCAUCAUGGGGUCCGGAAGAUGACGGUAAAACAGUUGAUGGUCCAGGCAAACUUGCUCAAAUGGCAUUUCGUAAUGGAAUACAAAUGGGUCGACGUGGUUUGGGAUCAAUUUUUGUAUGGGCCAGUGGGAAUGGUGGUACAAGUCAUGAUAACUGCAAUUGUGAUGGGUAUACAAAUAGCAUUUAUACACUAGGUGUUGGAUCAGUUUCAGAGCAUGGAUCUGUUCCAUGGUAUGCAGAAUUAUGCUCUUCAACGUUAGCUGUUACCUAUAGCAGUGGAGGACGUGGUGAACGUGGUGUUAUUACAACAGAUUUAAAUCACACUUGUACUGAUAAUCAUUCUGGUACAUCGGCCAGUGCACCAUUAGCUGCUGGUAUAUGCGCUCUCACCUUGUCAGCCAAUCCUAAUUUAACUUGGAGAGAUUUACAAUAUUUAGUUGUUUAUACAGCACGUCCAGAUGGUUUAUAUGCAGAUGAUUGGCAUGUGAAUGGUGUUGGUCGACGUGUAUCACAUGCAUUCGGUUAUGGUUUAAUGGAUGCCGCCGCUAUGGUUGAUUUAGCUUUGAAUUGGACUAAUGUGCCACCACAACGUGUAUGCGAAGCUCAAGCUCCAAUGACCGGUGAUCCAAUUACUAUUAGACAAAUGUCUAAAGAAAAUUUAGCUUUAACUACUGAUGGUUGUGAAUCAGCCGCAGCUCUUGCAGGUGAUCUAUCACAUCGUGUUGUACAUUUGGAACAUGUACAAGCUAAAGUAACUCUAAGUAGUGUACAACGAGGUGAAAUUGAAUUGUGGUUAACGUCCCCAGCUGGAACUAUUUCACAACUUUUAAGCAAAAGGCCAAAAGAUAUUGAUGUCGCUGGAUUUCAUGCAUGGCCAUUUAUGUCUGUACACUAUUGGGGUGAAUUAGCCAAUGGUACUUGGAAAUUAACAGUUAAAUCGGGAAAUGCUGUCGUUUUGAUUCAUGAUUGGAGCUUAAUUUUAUAUGGAACAAAUACUCCACCACCAUCUGUACCAAGUUCUUCGCAUAGACGAGGUGUCAGACAACUUCCCAGGAACCAAGAGGCUAAUCCUUCUGCAAAAUCUCAAAAAACAUGGAUUGAUCCACAGAAAGACAAAUUUCAUUCAUCUAAAACUUCACAACAGCCUCAACAAAAAUCCAUUGAAACAUCAAAGCACUAUUCCUUAGAUUCUGUUUUAAAUCCUAUUAAUCAAGAAAAUGGUGAUCAUAGCUCUAUUGGUUCAUCGGAAAAUCAAAACUCUUAUCCUUAUCCACCAUUUUACUAUUUAAACAAUCAAAACUCUUAUCGAUAUUGGCCUACUUGGAAUAGUGAAUACCAGAGUUUGUCACCUGUUCAAGCCCCACCUCCACCUCCUCCUCCACCGCCACCUAUACCAACGAUCUCUGUUCUGUCAUUACCACCGCCUUCAGCACCACUAUCUUCUUCCUCCUCCUCAUCAUCCUCUUCUGCCGCUUCACAUUCUUUAUCCUCUUCUUCUUCAUCAUCUCAUGAAUUCUACCCUAAUUAUUUUCCACAAUCUUCUAUUCCCUUCUCUUCUACCGGUCAUUCUUCAUCAAAUCAUGGUUUAGACGAAUCAAAUCCUUCAAUUGAAUUUGAUCUACCAUCAUUAGUUGUACAGUCGAAUGAUUUCACACAUAUUGAAACAUCUAAUACACUCGAUCGAAAUGGUUAUUCCGAACACGAACUUAGUUUAUCUCAAAAUCAUGGACAAUUAUUAGUUAAUCAUGAUGAGUCAAUACAACGUAGCAAUCAUAAAAUUGAGAAUAAUAACAAUUAUAUUAAUAUUAAUAAUAAAAACACAUUGAAUAAUUCUGUUUAUUCUAUUAAUGUAAAGUUCCUUUAUUUAUUAUCCUCUCUAAUCUUAUUUAUUUUAUUUGUCUACUGA